AUGCAGUCUCCGGAUCAGCCAGCCAUGAAGCUUGACAUGCACUCCAAGUCGACCAUUGCAGAGCUCAGAGCCGAAGUGAUGAACGUCUUUGAAAUGGAUGAGCGGACGGCCAAACGGUUACGUUUCUUGCGGAAGAGGGGCACCUGCUAUGUGUCUUUCAAGGAGGGCGAACAUGUCAGAGAGAAGAUCUUCCUGCAUGACCCGGAUAUCCGGGCUUUGUCGGGCGUAAAGCUUCGCAGCUUCUCGGGCGUUGGCGGUAGCAGCCCAACGCCGGAGCUCGGUGGCUUGAAGCAUAGCCUGCCUGCAGGCGUUGACAGCUUUAUGCAAGAAUUUAUUCUGCACACCUUCUCGCGGAUGAACGAGGAGGAGCUCGCCUCAUGGAACGCCUUGCCCAAAUUCGUGAUUUGGACCAUUUGGUUCGACCUUCUCUCGAGCCCCCUCUUCCGGAAGUGCCUGGAUGGGAAGUUCCGGGACUCCCUCUUCGGCCCCAACUUCGACCGGAAGGCGUCCAUUCGCUUGGCCAAGGAGGACCCUGUCCUGAGAGAGUAUGCUUUCCACAAGCGUCAGCUCAUUUCCAUGUGGUUCCAUGAGGAGCCGGAGGUGGAGACCGACCACCGGGGUGACGGGGUGACCGGGAUUUCAUCCCAAAAGAAGAACCUAUCUAUGAAGACUUUGAAGAUUGGCCUAUUAUAA
This is a messenger RNA of Durusdinium trenchii, 693 nucleotides long. Lineage: Eukaryota; Dinophyceae; Suessiales; Symbiodiniaceae. The record is from the annotation of a GenBank genome assembly.